UAAAAUCAAGAGUUCUUUAUGAAAUGUAGAUUGAAUAAUAGAUUUUUUCAUAAAAAAUUUAGACUGAAAUUAUUGCUGUAGUCAUGGAGAAUGAAACGUGCAUGGAAUAUUUAUUUCAUAGUAUAGAAAGCAAUCAUGCAAAUAAUAUCAACCAAGAUAUAUUAUUCAAUGCGUCAAAUGAGUUUCGCAAUGUAUGGAAUCUCGUAAAAAAGUUGCGGGAUCUAGCACGUGUGGAUGUAAAGAAAAUUACGAAUUUCCUAGAUGCAGUUCAGGACGGUUUAGAAAAUGGUACUUGGAGUGCGGCGAUCAGAAUCUGUUUGCAGGCUGAUAAUGAAUACAGACACAUUAGGCGCUAUAUCCGACCAUCAUUUCUUGAUGACUUUAAAGUUUCACUAUUCAUAGAAGAUGCACACCAUGGCAAAUGCUCGGCAACAAAACGAGAAAAAAAACAUGCUACUGCUUCCACCACUAAUGGUAUUCGUAAACAAAACUUUCGAAACAAACAGAUAAAUAAACAAAAUCCUUUGACUAAUCAUGCAGGAGGGCAUGUUGAAAAUGAGCACAGUGAAAAGAAAACGGCUUUAAAGAAAGAGAAGGCAGAAGAAUUAAAGGAUAAGCCAACCGCAAAUAAAAUUAAAAGCAAUGAGACGGAAUCGGCAAAUAUGAAUUCAAAACCUGGCGAUGGAAAAACUAUCGAGGCUAAAAAAGACAAAGGGAACGUUAAAAAUAACAAAAGUAAAAGAGAUGAUUCAGACGAAACUUCCAGUCGAUGCGGACCUAAGUCUGUGAAUCAUAAAUCAGACUCAUCAGAAACAGAUUGUCCUAAAAGUUUAGAAAAUGAUGAUAACACUGAGCAUAGUCAAGCAAAAGACAAAGAAAAUAUAGUUUUGAAUAAAUCAGAUAGAAAUAUUUUUAACAGAGAAGAUGGCGAUGGUAGCGACAGUAAAUUCCAAAAAGAAAAUAAAAAUAAAGGUGCGUCAGACAAUAAUGAUAUUUUUAAAGAGAUAAAUCAAGAAGAUAAGACUGCAGAUACAGCUAGUCAUACUGACGAAUCUGGCUUUAAAUUGGCAGAACCAGACAAAGAAACAAAUGAAAGUAAAGAUACUAAAGGACAGAAAGAUGAAAAUGAUUUCGUCGCGAACGAAAUUUCAGAGAAACACAGUGGUAGUACCAAUGCGCAAGAACUUAAUGCAUCAACAGGAGUGAAAUUGGAAAAUGAUAGUAAAAGCAAAGAGAAAACUGACAAUAGAGAAGACGACAUGCCUUACACAAUAGAAUCUACAAAGAUAGUAAGGGAGCAGAUGACUCGUAUAAGCUUCAAAUGCAAACAAGAUGAAAUAAUAACAGAGCUAAAUCAUGUAUAUGACACAGACUGGAAUCAUGCUUACACGGCACUGACUGGAUGCAAACCUUCUAAUGGCAUUAAAAACACCAUUGACUUCCUCGGUGAAAUUCUGAAGAUAUCAGCAAGUGAUGUGAGAAAAGCUAUUGAGACGACGGUAGCUUUAACAGAUGAUACAGUAUCAAUUCAGGAGAAAUUACAGAAAUUAAAGACGGAAUUUUUGUCACGACAUCUAAAGGAGCUACAGAAGGAACACAGCAUUGUGUACCAUAAUGGAAUGGACGAUGAAAAUGUCGUCAAUCUAUACUCGGCCAAGUGUGUGGAACUGUCGUGGUUCAUGCUCACGCGAAGUCCACCGAUGGUGUUUGACUAUGAUUCAAGACCUAUGUUGCUUGAAGAUCUUUUAGAAAUAUUUAAGCCAUACAAGAAUGAAGGCCAUUGUAUACACUAUAUUGUGUGGCCUGCAAUAAGGCGUUCUAAACAUGAUGCAGUUGUUGCACAGGGUAUAGCCGAAUUCAGAUAGUGACCAUAGAAGUAACUCUUAUAAUCACAGUUUUUACUAAAUUGAUAACAAAUUUGAAGUAAGAUAACAAUUUAUAUAUAGUUGAUUCCAAGUGGAAUUGACAAACAUCAAUAUAACAUUUUACUAAAAUUGAACGGACAACCAUCUAUAUAACAUUUUACUGAAAUAGAACAGAUAUAACAUUUUUGAGAACGGCGGAGGAGAAUGAUAUUUAAAUAUUUGUGCUUUUUGCUGAUAGUGUAUUCUGGUCGCUUGUUGUUGUUGUU
This is a messenger RNA of Ruditapes philippinarum (Manila clam), 2131 nucleotides long. RefSeq lists its product as uncharacterized. Bases 84 to 1865 code for a protein of 593 amino acids. The record is from RefSeq and is a predicted model, not a curated record. The transcript has 5 exons. Lineage: Eukaryota; Metazoa; Mollusca; Bivalvia; Venerida; Veneridae.